Dentiscutata heterogama is the source of this 127-nucleotide messenger RNA. The record is from the annotation of a GenBank genome assembly. NCBI's taxonomy places the organism in Eukaryota, Fungi, Glomeromycota, Glomeromycetes, Diversisporales, Gigasporaceae.
AAAUUUUGGCUUCCACAAGUAAUUGGAUCUUUCUGUAAACGACCAAAGCUUAUAACAUACUUGCGUGGUGUUCUUCGUGUAGCAAAUGUGGUAGCAUAUUCUAAAGAUUACAAAGUGAAAACAGGUG